GUUUUCGUCUUCAGUUCGAUCACCUCUUUAUAUCUUGGAAAAGGUGAUUUAUUUUUGAACAAAUAACAAACAAAGACUACAGUAGGAAAAAAAAAUUAUUUCCAUUAAAAAUGUGGCUUUUUAGACACCCCAAUGUUGUAGUAUAUAAACCUCUAAUUAGUCCAUAAUCUCAGACAGCUUGAACAAGAAAAAUUCCUCUCCCACCCUAAGAAAACCAAAGAAAAAUGGCCAUAACAAGUGAUUAUGCAGUCCCAAUAAUUGAUCUGGAGUCCUUUCCAGAACAAUCAAAGAAGCUGAUACAAGCAUGUGAGGAAUGGGGUUGUUUCAGGAUCACCAACCACCACAGGAUCCUCCCUGCACCUCUGGCGGCGGAGAUGAAGGCAGUGACCCGGUCCCUCCUCGACCUUCCGGCCGAAAUCAAGCGGCGGAACACCGACGUGAUCGCAGGAAGUGGGUACAUGGCGCCUAGUAAAAUUAAUCCCUAUUAUGAGGGUUUAGGCCUUUAUGAUAUUUCAUCUAGUGAUGCUGUUGAGGCCUUUUGUACCCAGUUGGAUGCCUCUCAUGACCAAAGGAAAACGAUAAUGAAGUAUGCUGAAGCAAUACACGAGCUAGCGAUGGACAUAAUGGGCAAGUUAGCCGAAGCCAUGGGGUUAUCCACCCUUUCGUUUGAGGACUGGCCUUGCCAAUUCAGGAUCAACAAAUACAACUUCACGCCAGAGACCGUAGGCUCCACCGGCGUCCAGAUACAUACCGACUCGGGGUUCCUUACCGUGCUUCAGGAUGACGAGAAUGUGGGUGGUCUUGAAGUCAUGAACAAGUCCGGUGAAUUCGUGGCCGUGGAACCAAUGCCGGGUACCCUCGUUGUCAAUUUCGGGGACAUUGCUACUAUAUGGAGUAACGGAAGAUUUCGCAACGUAAAGCACCGGGUGCAAUGCAAAGAAGCAACCAUACGUCUGUCAAUUGCUUCGUUUCUCUUGGGACCGAAGGAGGCACUGGUGGAAGCCCCUCCUGAAUUAGUCGACUCAGAACACCCCCGGUUGUACGUUCCUUUCACUUACAAAGAUUACAGAACGCUCCGAAUCUCAAAUAAUUUUAGUGCUGGUGAAGCUCUUGAUCAUGUGCGCGUCAACUCUUCCCAAACUACACAAGCAUAGAGAACACGUUUAUCUGUUAUUGACAUUCAUACGAAAAUGAAAUUUAAACUUGGGGAGUUUCUUGGCUUUCUGCCUGAAUUACCUGGGUUUGUAUUGAAUGAUAAUUUUCCUGGUGGAGUUCUCACGAAUUCAAGUUCUUAUUUCCAGAAA
Messenger RNA from Rhododendron vialii, 1304 nucleotides. RefSeq names its product 2-oxoglutarate-dependent dioxygenase DAO-like. Gene Ontology annotation, molecular function: dioxygenase activity; indole-3-acetaldehyde oxidase activity. The transcript is spliced from 3 exons. The record is from RefSeq and is a predicted model, not a curated record. Gene Ontology annotation, biological process: auxin catabolic process. The coding region runs from base 225 to 1154 and encodes 309 amino acids. Lineage: Eukaryota; Viridiplantae; Streptophyta; Magnoliopsida; Ericales; Ericaceae.